Messenger RNA from Wyeomyia smithii (pitcher-plant mosquito), 1810 nucleotides. RefSeq names its product mitochondrial enolase superfamily member 1-like. Gene Ontology annotation, molecular function: magnesium ion binding; L-fuconate dehydratase activity. Bases 311 to 1675 code for a protein of 454 amino acids. The record is from RefSeq and is a predicted model, not a curated record. Lineage: Eukaryota; Metazoa; Arthropoda; Insecta; Diptera; Culicidae. Gene Ontology annotation, biological process: amino acid catabolic process; carbohydrate catabolic process. The transcript has 10 exons.
CGUAACUUCAGGCGCACAAUUAUACCUUAAAAAUGUAUCAAUGGAUGAUCAUUAUCUCACUCAAUCAGCCGAUUUCAAAAAUCCAAACAAAAUUUGGGAAAUAAUUCCAAUUUUACACUAGGCAAACAAACACGCCCUGGAGAGAACAAGAAAAACAAAGCAAAACCCAAAAAAAUCUAAACCAAGCGAGGGACGCGAGCGAGAAAUACAAAUAACAACCAGCUGAUGUGGAAUUGAAUCGUUCAUUCAGUCGACAGAGCUGAUCUGGAAGUCAUCUCUUUGUGUGGUAGAUUUGGUUUCAUAGGAAAAAAUGGCGCAUUUAACUGAGAGGGACGUCUGCCUGAACAUCACUACUCUUGAAGCUAAGGAUAUCCGUUGGCCAACAUCACUGGGAGCCCACGGAUCGGAUGCAAUGCACACUGAUCCGGAUUAUUCGUGUGUUUAUGUUACCAUCAGCACAGCGGAAGGAACAUACGGUAAUGGACUUACCUUUACGCUGGGACGCGGAACGGACAUCGUUCUGCUGGCGGUUAGGGCUAUGAAGCGUUUCGUUGAAAAUCGCACCACUGACAGCAUCUAUCGGAAUUUUGCUCAAUUUUGGCGUGAACUAACCAGCGAAUCCCAACUUAGAUGGAUUGGACCGGAAAAGGGAGUGACUCACCUCGCGGUAGCAGCCAUUAUUAACGCGUUGUGGGAUUUGUGGGGAAAAAUUCGCGGGGUGCCGGUUUGGAGGCUGCUAACAGAUAUGGAUCCCGAGGAGUUGGUAUCCGUGAUAGAUUUCCGUUACAUAACUGACGCCAUUACCCCGGAAAAAGCCAUCAAUAUUUUGAAAACAAGUCAACAUGAUCGUCAAACGCGAAUAAAUGAACUUGUCGCUAAAGGAUAUCCAGCGUACACAACGCAAGUCGGUUGGCUUGGCUACAACGAUGAUCAAAUUCGAACAUUAUGUCGCAAGUAUCUUAGCAAAGGCUUCACGGCUUUUAAAAUCAAGGUAGGACAAAAUGUUGAGAAUGAUAUAAACAGAUGUCGACUGGUACGGGAGGAAAUAGGUUGGGAAAACAAACUGAUGGUGGACGCUAAUCAGAUUUGGGAUGUUAAUGAGGCCAUCGCAUGGAUGGAGCAGUUGAAAGACUUUAAGUUGCUUUGGAUUGAAGAACCGACCUCACCUGAUGAUGUUUUAGGACACAAGAAAAUUGCAGAUGGAAUGCGCAAACACGGAAUCGGUGUAGCUACUGGGGAAAUGUGUUGCAAUCGGGUGUUGUUUAAACAAUUCCUACAAGCUGGAGCACUCGAUUUCUGCCAAAUCGAUUCCGCUAGAAUCGGCGGGGUUAACGAAAUUCUGGCUGUUUAUUUGAUGGCGAAGAAAUUCAACAUAAAAAUAUGUCCUCACGCCGGAGGUGUUGGUCUUUGUGAGAUGGUGCAGCACUUACAAAUGUGGGAUUACACAUCUGUUUCAGGCACGAUGACAGACCGCAUGGUCGAGUUUGUUGAUCAACAGCACGAGCAGUUCAUUCAUCCGGCCGUUAUCAAUGCUGCCGCUUGCUAUGUGGCUCCAACUCAGCCUGGCUAUUCGACUGAGUUGAAACCGGAAGCUAUUGCAAUGUUCGAGUAUCCAAAUGGCUCAGAGUGGAAGCGCAUGUUUGCCGAAGGAACCUUCAGCAAGGAAGAUUAUUGAUUGUUCCUUCAUGUUCUCGUUAAUGUACCAGUUGCCUAAAGUAGCAAUUAUCUGAAAAUAUUGUUUUUUGGUGAAAUAAAAAUGUUAAUAUCCACAACAAUAAAUAAUGAAAUAACUCCACAUACAUAAGACAUA